CAAUACUGUUUACUUCGAUAAUACCCUAAUGGUAGGAUUUCCCAGAGCUCCUCAGGUACAUGGGGACACGGACGAUGAAGCUUCUAUACACUUAUACACUCAAGUGGGACGUGCAGAGCCACUCCCGAGUAGAAAACAAAUACACACAUCUAACUUGAACAAACAAUUUGGCAAACAGGAUACCAUUGGAGAACAUAAAAGACUAAGCCCGCAUCAUGAGAGACUUAUACAGCAUAUCUUAGUAGGUAAUGAUGACUCAAUUGUGAAUGGAAAUAAUAGUCGAGCCAAUUUAAAAGAAAAUAAUCUACAUCGAUUAAACGAUGAUUUCAAUCAAUUUGCAAAUACGGGCACUCUUGACGUUAGCGACGAAGAAUUUGAUCCAUCCGAUAAUGAACCUCCUGUUCGGGAGAAAGAUAUCUAUGGUUCACCUUUCUAUAAUGCCCCUGUGGAUAAUGGUGAUGAAUCUCCAGUGGAAGACCAAGAAGAGCCUGAUAUUGCCAAUCAGACUCAAUACGAAAGUGAUGAAGAAACAGUACAUGAAAAUGAAACGGAUUCUGCAAUGGAAAAUAAUGGAAAAUCGGUAUUCACCCAGCGAAGCUCGCCAAUCCAGAGACCCAAAGCCAAUCAAAGUCUCUUUCAGCAAUUUGAAAGGGUUAGACAAAACGAAGAGCCCAGUGGAAGAAACAAGAAGAAACUAAGUAACUCAUCUAAUGAACAGACUAGCUCAUCUUUAGGUUUUUUGAGCUUGGGUGGUAGUAAUAAUUACGUAUACGUUAGAGUGUUGGUGGUAUCGUUCUUAUUUUCAAUAAUUCUACUAUUUGUUACUUCAUAUCCUCAGAGCCCAAAAAAUAUCCUGAUGAAGCCUCUUGAAAAUUAUAAUGAUAUAACGUCCAGGUUUCAGAAAGUUGAGAGUCGAAUGGAUAAGCUUGAUGAGGUCACACUUGGCUUAUCUAACAAGCAAGACGUAUAUGAAUCUAAAUACGACUCUCUUACAAAUAGCCUCAAUAAUCGAUUCAACUUUAUAAGUGCCAAGUUUGAUGAAUUUUCACAGACUUUGAGUUUGAACAAUAAUUCGAAAUUCGAAAAUUUGGUAUCCGACUUUGCAGAAUUAAAGACUAAAUUCGAUAAUCUUGAAACUAUAUCAUCCAAUCCUGAAGCUCUAGAACCCAAGCUUAAUGAUAUUUCUACUAAACUUAACCAUUUAUCACAUAUCAAUAAUGAUAUUGACGAGAUCAAAUCAGAUAUUUUGAAUAAGUUAAUCGAAUCACUCCCGUCCCAGGUCCCUGUCUAUAUAAAAAAUAAUAAAAUACAUUAUAUUCCAGAGUUCCAUAAGUAUCUUUACAAUUUUGUUGAAAAUUACUAUAACCAAAAAUACGAUACCCCUGCAAAUACAUCCACCAUGGAUUGGAAUACAUUCCUAUCAUCUAAUGAAAUUCAGUUAAAGAAUUAUAUCAAUUCUUCGCUUAAUAAGAACAGCAAUUAUAAAGCUAUAAAUAAAGAAGUAUUUGAGAGGCUUCUACAAAGAAAACUUAAUGACAACAAUCGAUUAAUGUGGCAGAAAUUCAACAAUUUAAUUGAUAAUUUGAAUAUCAACUUAAACUCCACCAAUAUAGAUAUUUCAAAGUCAAGUAAUAAGAUCUUGUUGGAUAAUUUACUUGAAAUUUUUGCUAAAGGAUCUAUUAAAAUAAAUUAUGCUGACUACAAAGUAGGUUCUAGAAUUUUAGGAUUCUUAACGAAUACUGGAGCUGAUGUCAAUCAAAACAAAUCGAUUGUUCGUAAGUUAUUUUUGGGCUGGUAUGAUUAUCUAAAUUCAAAUGGUUUGAAAAAUCCAAAGAAUUGGAAAUUCAAUGCUAAUAAUGUUUUGAUUGACGGUGGGAACUACUGGCAAUGUGAAUCUAGCUAUUGUACAUUUGGGGUUAGAUUAUUCAAUCCAGUUAUUUUGACGGAUCUUUUCUUGAACACCCCUUUGACUAAUCUUCCGGAUGAUUUCCUGCCUCCUAAUAGGGUAUCAGUUUAUAUUAAACCAAAAAAUCCAAGACAGGUUAAUUCUUUAAUCGAGUAUAUAAACAAAUUCAAAAUCAAUUUCAAGAAUAAGUCCAACACUAAUAAGUAUCUCACUAAGUUUGUGAAGGUAAAAGAAGUUGCCAUUGAUUCAAAUAAAGCCAUUAAUCAUAUUAAAUUUCCCAUUAGUCUAAUCAAUCUAAGAAUCCCGGUUAGAGAUCUUUAUAUUGAAAUAAGUUCAAAAGAUGGUAGUAAAACUGGGUUGUACAGUUUCAAGGCUUAUGGAAUAAGUGAAUAUAACUCAUAUAAAUAUAAUGAAGAGUUUGAUUUAUUACUCAAUAAACUUUAUGACCAAGAGCAGGAAGAAAUUGAUCGUGAUCAAGAAGAAUUUCUCUCUCAUUUCGAGGAUAACCCCAAAGUUGAUUAUAGCAGCUUUGAAGAUGAUUUUGAUCAAGGUGAUAUUGUUUUAGGAGAUGAUGAAAUAAUAUUCUAA
This is a messenger RNA of Hyphopichia burtonii NRRL Y-1933, 2494 nucleotides long. RefSeq lists its product as uncharacterized. The record is from RefSeq and is a predicted model, not a curated record. NCBI's taxonomy places the organism in Eukaryota, Fungi, Ascomycota, Pichiomycetes, Serinales, Debaryomycetaceae. The transcript has a single exon. The coding region runs from base 29 to 2494 and encodes 821 amino acids.